AUGCUUAUCAAGACACUGCUACUGAUAGCUGUGGUGUGGGUGAGAGUUGCCAGACUGACGCCCACCCUCCCCGCCCACCUCUCACCUGAGUCCUGCCCGCCCACCUUCCUCAGCAACCACCCACUGAUUUUGGUGUCGGUGGAUGGAUUCCGCGCCGACUAUAUUCUCCGCGGGAGGACGCCGACCAUCGAGGCCUUGGGUGCCAGCGGCGUCCGGGCACCAUACAUCAAGCCUUCCUACCCCACCAUAACCUUCCCCAACCACUACACCAUAGUCACCGGACUCUACCCUCCGGUCCAUGGGGUCGUGGACAACAAGUUCUACGACCCGACGCUUGGUAGGGAGUUCCGCGUGGGUCGUCCUGGAAGCUUGAAGCCCUGGUGGUGGGGGGGUGAACCUAUUUGGAAGACCGUCGAGAUGCAGGGCAAGCUGGCGGCCUCUUACUUCUGGGCCGGCUCCGAGGUGGAGGGCAACCAGCCUACUUACUGUAUCAAGUACAACGCCUCUCUUCCCUUUGAGGAGCGGGUGGCCCAGGUCCUGGCGUGGUUGGACUUGCCACCAGCAGAACGACCAGCCUUCAUCGCGCUGUACAUGCAUCAACCUGACGAAGUGGCCCACGUAUAUGGUCCUAAGGCACCCCAGGUGGACGAAACACUCUCCCACAUAGACGCAGUGGUGAAGCUCCUGGUGGAGGGUCUGGGGGCCAGGAACCUGCUCUCGUGCGUCAACCUGGUGGUGCUGGCCGACCACGGGAUGGCGGAGACAGCGCUCGAGAGGGUCAUUCGCAUCGACCAUUAUGUCCCCAACCUUGACGCCAGGACCAGGUUCUGGGGCGGCGUCUUCGGGAGGAUGACGCCUCUUGACGGCUCACCAGAGACCAAGGAGGAGAUGCUGGAUGCACUGUCAUGCAAGAGGCCAGAAAUGCGAGUGUAUGACAAGUCAACUCUUCCAGUCAGGUGGCACAUCGGGCAGCAGCGGAGAGUGGAGGACAUUGUGUUUGACCUGGACGAUGGCUUCCAGGUGGCCAAAGACAACAAGUACACAACUUAUGGUGGAGACCACGGCUACGACAACUAUUUCUCAUCCAUGAACGCGAUUUUCGUGGCUCACGGUCCAGAGUUCCGGCGUAACGUUGAGGUGGAGCCUUUCCAGAACACUGAGCUCUAUAACCUGAUGUGUGUCCUGCUGGGGGUGAAGCCUGCUCCCAACAACGGUACCUGGGGCGCCCUUCAUCACCUGCUGGCCAACCCUCCGCCACCACCAUACUCCACACUUCAGGAGGCUCCGCCUGCUAUAGCAGAAGUACCUGUAGAGCUUCAGGAACCGUAUGAACCCAUCAUGUGUGAGGGCGACCUCCUCAUGCAUGGAGAGGAGCUUAAGGUACUGCAGGGGGCACGGAAGGAGGCUCCAGAGAUUUUAAUCAAGCACCUGCCUUGGGGUGUUCCUCAGAUGGGGAGAGCUAGAGAAAGCAGUCUCCUCUUGGUGCAGCCGGAUUUUGUCAGUGCUUACUCUUCCCUGGUGAAGAUGCCGCUGUGGACAAGCUUCAACCUGAACCAAACCAAUAGAGAGACUGUGAACCGUGAAUCUUCCCCUUGGAGAAGCGACGCAAGGCUGAGGAUAGACCAGAGACUCUCCUGCCAAACCUAUCAAUCAAUGACUACCCUUAAGAUCUCCCCUCAGCCACUCUUCCCACCUGAGUUCAGUUCAAGAGAAGACUGCGAGCAGCUGCCCUACCUCAUCACCAACGCCGUCCCCUUCACCAACUUCCUGACGCAGCGCUGGCAGGAGCUGCUCAAGUUGGUCAAACAAUGGUCAUAUAGGUACAGGACCCUCAACGUCAUCACGGGACCCGUGUUCGACUACGACACCGACACCUUCGCUGACGACCUCCGCACUAUUAGCCCUGGUGGUGGAGAGGUGAUGGUCCCGACCCACAUGUUCCUUGUGGUGAGUCGGUGCUCAGUGUUGGUCAGCCACGUCUCCCAGUGUCCCCACGACCACCUCGACGCUCUCGCCUUCGUGUUCCCUCAGAGUCUCGCUGUCUCCAACUGUCUGAGUGCAGAAAGAUUCGCCCAGGAAUUCAGUGCUACGGUCCAAGACGUGGAGAAGAUCACAGGUCUUAAGUUUUACCCGAACUUGAACUUCGAGGAUCAAGUGAGACUGCAGGUGAGGAUUCACUCCAACGUCUGGGGCCGCGAGUCGUGGCUCAACAGAAUCCACUCAGACAUUGCGUUUGAGGCUUGAGGCCCUCUACUUCUUGCCCACAGAUAGCUCACAGGCAAUUGGGAUCCAUUUCCCAAUGUCCGGAUGGGAAAUGUCCAGGUAGGAGGAGUUAGAUGAUGUCCGGAGGGAAAAAUGACCUACUUUCUGUUUGCUUUGGCGAAAUCCCAGAAGUAAAGUACUGUACUGUCCAGUCCAUCUUUGUCAUGAAUAUCGAGAUGAUUGUUAGAUAAUACAAGUUAAGAAUGAGAAAGGUGUGUACUGGGAUGACAGGCCCUUGUAACGAUCAAGCAACUAGUUAGGAGAAAUGCCUCUAGCUGGAUAUUAUGUUGGAAUUGCUGUCAUAACAGAGUUAAAGUUUGCUGAUGAUCAAUCUAAUUUUUUGUUAUCUCUUGUGGAUGUUUUUUCCAUCAGUACAAAUAAAAAAUCAGAGGUGUUUGUUUGUUGACCUUGUGUGUGUAACUUCUACACCAGCUUUUUAAGAAACUGUAUAAAUGCAGGCGGCUCAUUAUAUAUAACUUUAAACAGGAAACAUUUUGAUCGUUUGUUAGUAAGUAAAAUGAUGAAAUAUCAUAUUUUCCGGUGGAUAGGCAGGGCGUCCUCGCGAAUUGUCACAUGUAAGAAAAAUGGUGUCGAACCUUAAGUAACCGAGGACCCGCGAAUAUAAAACAUGGCAGCUCAUCAAUUUUGCGAGCAGCUAUGAAUUUAUAGUACAUCAUAUUUUGGCCGCUGG
Molecule: messenger RNA, 2953 nt
Organism: Procambarus clarkii (red swamp crayfish)
Lineage: Eukaryota; Metazoa; Arthropoda; Malacostraca; Decapoda; Cambaridae
Source: RefSeq, a predicted model, not a curated record